Molecule: messenger RNA, 513 nt
Organism: Fulvia fulva
Lineage: Eukaryota; Fungi; Ascomycota; Dothideomycetes; Mycosphaerellales; Mycosphaerellaceae
Exons: 1
Coding region: 1-513 (170 amino acids)
Source: RefSeq, a predicted model, not a curated record
AUGGGACUUCUUGACCUUCCCCCUAAACUUCGCAACCCUAUCUACCAGCUCGUAUUGGUAGACGAAGACAACGACCACUCCUUCCAUGACCCAGAUCAGCCACCAAAAGACCCGAGUCUUCUCUUCACCAAUCGCCAAAUCCGCAGUGAAGCCUCCGGCAUCUUCUGGAACAGCAACACUUACUGUUUCGAAGAUUCCACGAAGACCGUGCUAUGGCUCCAGCGCCAACCGGCACAUAAGGUCGCGGCCUUGGGUUCAGUGCUGUCCUCCAACCCGAUCAGGGCAAGAAUCUGGUCGUGGGAAUUUGUUCAAGCGAAGCAGAAUCUGCUGGACCUGUUCACAUCACUAUGGAGGAAGGGAUCGCGCAAAGAUGUGGUGAAGCUACCAAUGCUGCUCAAGGAAGAGGGUAAGGAUGAGAAGGACCUUAUUUGGGUUUCACUUGCAGAUAUUGAUGGCUACAAGAAGGUCCCAGGCGGCUGUGUGGUCUGCAAGGCCAUUGAAGAGGAACACUGA